AUGUCUUUCAAACAGUUCCUCAUCGCCGGCUUGCUCGUCGGCAGCCAGGCCACCACGCUCCCUCUGAGACGCCGCACUGCAGGUUCAACCGCACCCAUGGUCGCCACAGAGUACGGCACGGUAUUCGACGUCGAGGCGACCAUCGGCGGCCAGAACUUCUCGCUGCUAGUCGACUCCGGCAGCAGCGACCUAUACGUAAUGGAGUCCAACUUCGCCUGUAUCAACAAGACCAGCAACAUGGAACUGCCUGCAACGGAGUGCAAGUACGACCUCAACAGGACGUACUCAAUCUCCGACACGUACCAGCAGAUCCCCAACCAGAUCUUCGGCAUCGAGUACGGCGCCGGCAUCGCUAGCGGCGUCAUGGCCUUUGAAGAAGUCACCAUCGCAGGCGUCACCGUCCCCAAGCAGCGCGUCGCAAUCGCAAACAAGUCCACUCCCAUGGGCGACGGUGUCAACUCUGGUCUUAUCGGGCUGGGCUACCCAUCCAUCACAUCAGCGCACCCAGACAACACCACCGACAACUCGACCUACUGGUACCACCGGCUGCCAUACAAGCCCGUCCUCCCUAACAUGUGGGAGCAGGGGCUGAUCAAGGAGCCAUACUUUGCACACGCCCUGGCUCGCACCGCGCUCAGUGACUCCGGCCCUUCGUUCGGCGGAUACCUCUCGCUAGGCGAACUGCCCCCCGUCGCGCACGACGACAACUGGGCCGUGGCCCCGGUCGAGGUCAUGAAAGAGAUCCCGCUCAACUACACCUCGAACAAGCGCACGCUGUCAUACUGGGCAACAACGGUCACUGCCUCUCUCGGACAGAAUACAUCAAACACAGCGUCAGGAAAUGAUACCACUGCCGCCCCCUUCCAAGCCUUGUUCGACUCGGGCAACCCGCUCUCCUACAUCCCCGCCCGCAUCGCCGACCCCCUGAACAGUCUCUUCUCGCCGCCGGGGGUAUACAACGACGAGGCGAAGGCGUACAUCGUUUCAUGCGAUGCAAAGGCCCCGGAGUCGUUCAGCAUCACCCUGGGCGGACAAGUCUUCACGCACGACGGUGCAGACCUCAUCUACCAAACCGACGAGGGUGACGACGCGGUGUGUAUCUCGGCCAUUGGGAACAGUGAUAACAUCCGCCUGCUGCCGGGCCUGCAGCUGAAUGUGAUCGGCGUGCCGUUUCUCAGGAGCGUGGUGUCGGUGUUUGAUUUUGGGAAGAACGAGAUGCGGUUUGCAAAGUUGGUGGAGGAUGUUAUUGACAAUGGGGGCAGCUCAAGAGUUCCUGGUAAUGAUGGCGCAUGCGUUCCCUCGCGUUAG
Messenger RNA from Aspergillus puulaauensis, 1308 nucleotides. RefSeq lists its product as uncharacterized. The record is from RefSeq and is a predicted model, not a curated record. Gene Ontology annotation, biological process: proteolysis. Gene Ontology annotation, molecular function: aspartic-type endopeptidase activity. Lineage: Eukaryota; Fungi; Ascomycota; Eurotiomycetes; Eurotiales; Aspergillaceae. The transcript has a single exon. Bases 1 to 1308 code for a protein of 435 amino acids. Gene Ontology annotation, cellular component: fungal-type vacuole.